Messenger RNA from Penicillium brasilianum, 378 nucleotides. The record is from the annotation of a GenBank genome assembly. Lineage: Eukaryota; Fungi; Ascomycota; Eurotiomycetes; Eurotiales; Aspergillaceae.
AUGAGCCGCCACUCCUCCCUUCUACGUUUGGUCGCGAAUAAUUCCAAGGCAUCUGGAAAAGGGACAUACAAUCUCCACAUCCCCUGCUAUGUGAAACCAAACGCAUCUGCCCAGCGAGCAGGAAUCACAGCAGUGGGGACUACCAGAGUUGACGUGUCGGUGGCCGCGGUUCCCCGCGACGGAGCUGCUAAUUUGGCCGUUUCACAGGUCAUUGCAGAGGUCUUUAAAGUCCCCAAAUCCACUGUUGCGGUGAUCCGCGGGGCCAAGGCCCGCGAAAAGACGUUGUGCAUUGCAGAUCUAGUCAUUGGCGAUGAGACCGAUGAUGUAUUUCUUCAGCGAGCAAUGCAGAAACUUAUCGGUGCGGCUGAAAGUAAAUAG